AUGUUAAGACAAGGAAUCAUUCGGCCAAGUAGAUCACCCAUCUCAUCUCCAGUUUUAUUGGUUCGUAAGCAUGAUGGAACUUGGCGUUUUUUUGUUGAUUAUCGUGAGCUCAAUGCCAAGACAGUGAAUGAAUUAUUAGACGAAUUGUACUGGUCCAGAUACUUCACAAAGCUAGAUUUGAAGUCGGGCUAUCAUCAGGUCCGCAUGGAUCCCCUAGACAUUGAGAAGACAGCUUUUCGCACGCAUCAUGGCCACUUUGAAUUUUUGGUUAUGCCGUUUGGAUUGUCAAACGCUCCAUCAACAUUUCAAGCACUAAUGAAUGAGAGAUCCAAAUGUUCUUUUGGAGAGACCCAAGUAGCAUAUCUUGGCCAUGUGGUGUCUGAAAUAGGCGUGGUAGCAAACACAAACAUGGUUCAGGCUAUCAUUGAUUGGCCUCAGCCACAGUUUACCACUACCUUGCGCGGAUUCUUGGGCUUAGCGGGUUAUUACCGUGAAUUUAUAAGAAAUUACAAUCACUUAGCAGCCCCUUUAACUAACAUGCUUAAAAGAAAUUCGUUCCAGUGGGAUGAAACAUCUUUGGCUUCUUUUGACACUCUUAAAAAAGCACUUGCAACUGCUCCUGUUUUACAAUUACCAAAUUUUAAUGAUCCAUUUAUAAUUGAAUGUGAUGCCUCGGGAGGUGGUAUUGGAGCGGUGUUGCAACAGAAUGGCCAUUCUAUUGCUUUUUUCAGUCGACAACUGGCAGAUCGACACUUUAAAUUGGCUGCAUAUGAGCGAGAAUUAAUUGGCUUGGCUAAAGCAGUGCAACAUUGGCGUCCUUAUCUUUGGGGCAGAGAAGAGAUAUGCAAUGACGCUUCCUUGCAAGAAUUAGUCCAACAAGUGCUUCGUCAAGAACUUGAUGCUUCCUGGGCAAUCAAAGACGAGCUACUAUUUUAUAAAGGCCGUAUCUACUUGCUGCCUUUUUCCCAAUUGAUUGCUACUAUUCUGUCAGGAUAUCAUGAUAAUGCCCAUGAAGGAGUACAGAAAACAUUGCAGCGCACACGACAAGAUUUCUACUGGAAAGGUAUGAAGUCGAUUAUUGGGAAUUAUGUCGCUGCUUGUCCUGUUUGUCAACGCAACAAGGCUGAACAUCUAAGCCCUGCAGGUUUACUACAGCCACUUGCACUUCGUGAGCAGGUAUCGGCUGAUAUAUGGACUUUAUUGAUGGCUUACCAAAGGCUUGGGGCAAAACAGGAUGUGACUUUUACAAGCACAUUUUGGAGAGAAUUGUUUCGUUUAUGUGGAACAAAGUUGGCAUUCUCUUCUGCUUAUCACCCUCAGGCUGAUGGCCAAACUGAAGUUGUGAAUCGUACUAUUGAAAUGUAUUUGCGUUGCUUGGUUGGGGAUUAUCCAAAGAAGUGGGUUGAUUGGUUGCCUUGGGCAGAGUAUUGCUAUAAUACUUCCUUUCAUACUGCAUUGCAAACAACUCCCUUUAAGGUUGUUUAUGGCCGAGAUCAUCCUCGUCUAUUGUCCUAUGUGGCUGGUUCUUCACGAGUAGAGGCUAUUGACAAUGCAUUACUGGAUCGUUCACUAGUUUGGCUGCGUUUACAUCCUUAUCGUCAAAAAUCUGUUGCAGGUCAACUAUGCCAUAAGCUUGCACCACCGUUCUUUGGGCCUUUUCCUGUGUUGCGGCGGAUAGGGAAGUUGCGUAUGAGUUACAGCUGCCCAGUGACUGUAAGUUGCAUAAUAUUUCAUGUAUCCCUUCUUAAAGCUUUUAAGGGUGCUGCUCCCACAGUUCCCCCGUCUCUGCCACCACUAGCGGAUGGUCGUGUUGUUCCUAUGCCUUGUUCUGUUCUACGAGCAUGUCUAAAUCGAGGAACUUGGGAACUCUUAGUGCACUGGUGUGGGUUUGAUUUGUCAGAUGCUACUUGGGAGGAUGCUGAACAUUUUCGUAAUGCCUAUCCAGACUUCAAGCUUGAGGACAAGCUCUUUAAAGAGGAGGGGGGUAAUGUUACAGACUCAUUCGUGGGUAAAGUUUAUGCAAGGCGGGGCCCUCGAGCUGAGGAAAAUAGCAACGUCAAAGAGGAUAAGUAG
Messenger RNA from Nicotiana attenuata, 2073 nucleotides. RefSeq lists its product as uncharacterized. Gene Ontology annotation, molecular function: nucleic acid binding. The transcript has 5 exons. The record is from RefSeq and is a predicted model, not a curated record. NCBI's taxonomy places the organism in Eukaryota, Viridiplantae, Streptophyta, Magnoliopsida, Solanales, Solanaceae. Gene Ontology annotation, biological process: DNA integration. Bases 1 to 2073 code for a protein of 690 amino acids.